AUCUCCACUAAAUAACAAGAUUAAAAAUGAUUAUUUAAAAAAAAUGUGAAAUCCGUAUAUUUUGCGUUCUCUCUUCGCUUCUGCAAUCUGUGAUUGUCAAGAAACGAGAGAGAUGAUCUAUUCGCGGUUUAGAACCGUCGCCGGAAGCCUCAAGUGCGCUACAAAAACCUUCUCUUCAUCUUCCACCACCACCACAACCACCUCAGCUCCGUCUGAAUUCCAGCAGAAUCUGGCAGGACUUCGGGCUCGGCUAGCGACCGAGUCACCAUCUCUGUCGGACUUCAUUUCCUUGAAAUCGGACAAAGCGUACUCUGUUGAGGUUGGAACUAAGAAGAAACCGCUUCCCAAACCGAAAUGGAUGAAGGAAUCAAUCCCCGGUGGUGAGAAGUAUGUGCAGAUUAAGAAAAAGCUCCGUGAAUUGAAGCUUCAUACGGUUUGUGAGGAGGCAAAGUGCCCUAAUUUGGGAGAGUGUUGGUCCGGUGGAGAAACCGGCACUGCCACUGCCACUAUCAUGAUUCUUGGAGAUACUUGUACUCGAGGUUGCAGAUUUUGUAAUGUUAAGACAUCAAGAACUCCUCCACCACCUGACCCUGAUGAGCCCACCAAUGUGGCUGAGGCAAUUGCGUCGUGGGGUUUGGAUUAUGUGGUUAUAACAAGUGUUGACCGUGAUGAUUUACCUGAUCAAGGGAGUGGUCAUUUUACUGAAACAGUGCAGAAGCUGAAGGCACUGAAACCUAGCAUGUUGAUAGAAGCCUUAGUUCCCGAUUUUCGAGGAAAUGCUGAAUGCGUAGAGAAAGUUUCUAAAUCAGGACUAGAUGUCUUUGCGCACAAUAUCGAGACAGUUGAAGAGCUUCAAAGUGCGGUGCGGGAUCAUCGGGCUAAGUUUAAGCAGUCUUUGGAUGUUCUGAUGAUGGCUAAGGAUUACGCCCCUGCGGGGACCCUCACCAAGACUUCAAUAAUGUUAGGUUGUGGGGAAACACCUGACCAGAUUGUGAAAACAAUGGAGAAAGUGAGAGCAGCUGGUGUUGAUGUGAUGACAUUUGGUCAGUAUAUGAGACCCUCAAAGCGCCAUAUGCCAGUGUCAGAAUAUAUAACUCCCGAGGCCUUUGAGAAGUAUCAGACUCUUGGCAUGGAAAUGGGAUUUCGAUAUGUGGCAUCUGGGCCCAUGGUAAGGUCAUCAUACAAAGCAGGUGAAUUCUAUAUUAAAUCCAUGAUUGACAGAGAUCGAGCCGCAUCUUCCUCAAAGCUGAGUACCUGUUGAUCCAUUAUUUUUUCUUUCAUUUUUGUUAUUUACACACUACUGUGCAUUAUGUAUGAGAAGAGGUGCAGGCUAACUUUAUAUUGACUCCCUUACCGCAUGUAAUCUAUCAUUAAACGGGCAAUAAACCAUCAAUGAAUGGACAAAUGUAUGGAAAAUGCGAAUCUUUAAAGUUAAAUUGUGUUCUCAUCUACCUGAA
Lathyrus oleraceus (garden pea) is the source of this 1457-nucleotide messenger RNA. Its product is annotated as lipoyl synthase 2, mitochondrial-like. Lineage: Eukaryota; Viridiplantae; Streptophyta; Magnoliopsida; Fabales; Fabaceae. Bases 113 to 1261 code for a protein of 382 amino acids. Gene Ontology annotation, cellular component: mitochondrion. The transcript is spliced from 4 exons. Gene Ontology annotation, biological process: lipoate biosynthetic process. Gene Ontology annotation, molecular function: lipoate synthase activity; 4 iron, 4 sulfur cluster binding. The record is from RefSeq and is a predicted model, not a curated record.